Molecule: messenger RNA, 477 nt
Organism: Colletotrichum tamarilloi
Lineage: Eukaryota; Fungi; Ascomycota; Sordariomycetes; Glomerellales; Glomerellaceae
Exons: 4
Coding region: 1-477 (158 amino acids)
Source: RefSeq, a predicted model, not a curated record
AUGACGUCCCAGGACUUUCCUGGCGCGGCGGGGUUAGACGGCCCCACGCCGGUGGUGCGGAAGCCGGGCCAGCGCCGCGGCCGGAACCUGGUCCCUGCGUCUGGACACCCGCUCCCUGGUGGAACGCCACGGGAUGAACGGAUCUGGAUCCGUGUGCAGCACCCUAGUCGAAGGGCUGCAGCAAGCGGACGCUCUGACACGGCCGCAUUGGCCUGUCUGCCACGUUCGAUAAGUGAAGGCGAGUCAACGACGGCACUGACGAUGGGUUAUUGCGAUGCGCAGCGACACCUCGACGUGCUGUCGUCCUGGCCGCUGGAGGAGAAUCCCAGCUUCUACCAGAGGCGGCGCUUCCGUAACACAAUUUUGCAGACUCAACGGUACCCGGACGAAGGGCCAACUUUUCAAGCGCAGCUGCCCUGUGGCGACGAGGCUGCAGCAGUCGACGUGGACAUGCGUUCCAUUGACCGCUGUGCUUGA